Coniosporium apollinis CBS 100218 is the source of this 1941-nucleotide messenger RNA. RefSeq lists its product as uncharacterized. Bases 1 to 1941 code for a protein of 646 amino acids. The transcript is spliced from 2 exons. NCBI's taxonomy places the organism in Eukaryota, Fungi, Ascomycota, Dothideomycetes. The record is from RefSeq and is a predicted model, not a curated record.
AUGCCAGAAGGAAGCCGCACACGAGGCUUUUGCGUCCUCCUCCGCAACCUCAUCCUAGCCGUCCUCCUCUACGCCGCUAUCUUCGGCAUCAUCGAAGUCUCCCGAGGCCGCUCUGUUCGCGCAAAAGGCAAGCUCGGCAUACCAGCCUUACUGAACAAGUCCGGACCCGCGAACAUAGUCAAGCAAACCAAGUCGAAAGUCACGAUCAAGUUUGGAGGCUCACCGGACGCCAUAACAAUCAACCCACACGCCAACGUCUUCAACCGGCCUGCCAGCGCCGUUGCGCCCAAGGACGACUAUCUGGGUCUACGACCGCAUGUAGAUACAGAGGCAGAUCUCCACUUGCUAGUCGAGGAGUGUCGGGGAACUUACACUGGCUUGGAGAAGAUGAGGAAUGUCUUCGACUGCCUUCAAUUUCUGGCAAACGGCGAAGACAGAUACUACCUACUCCCCGAAAAGUCCGAUCGUGCGUCAGAACAGGACCCUCAACACGCCGAAUAUAACGAUGCGGAUGGUCAUGGCAACACCUUGUCCAAAUACGUCCCUGUUGACAAGGCCCAAAAGCCCUCGAAGGAGAGCAUAGGCACCUGCCCUGGCCCAAUCAUACCGUACCACACCUACUGGACCGGUCCAGCGACAUGGCGUGUCGAAGUCUUCAUCAAAGCAUACCUCCACACCCAGAACCUCGCUUGCAGCCGCCUCUGGAUCUGGCUGGACAGCGACAAGAACCCCAACGCCGUGGAGGACAUGCUCACACGCGAUGCGCUGUUCGCGCGAUUUUUACCGCUCGUCGAGCGCGGCGACAUACGGCUUAUGCCCUGGAACUUUCCCAGCCGGAUUCCGCUCCCCAAGAACACGGACGGCACAGACAGCAUCAGCUACUACAAGACACCUAGCAAGCCGAACGCGCUUGGCGAGACUAAAGUCGCAGAUGGCAUCACCGGAGAUGCGGACGGCCAGCAGUGGCUAGUGCUGACACCCAAGCAAAUGACCUUCCUCCCCGUCGCUGUCUCAGACGCCGUCCGCUUCGUGGUCCUCCACAUCCACGGCGGCGCCUACUUCGACAUGGAUGUCCUGAUGCUGCGGGACAUGCGGCCGUUGUUGUUGCCGAAAGAACACUCCUUUGCAGAGCGCUGGGCCGCGCACUCGCAUCCGGGAGACUACAAUACGGCCAUCAUGUCGCUCACAGCCAAUAGCUCGCUGUCCUCGUACCUGCUGCGCGGAGGCGUACGGAUGGGGCUGAACUUCCACCCCCGGGUCAUUGGACGCAUGGCGUGGAAAGACGGCCGAGAUCAGGAGUUCUUAAUGUUGGAGACGGCGGCGUUUGACCCCAUCUGGACGGAGUUUAAUUGGGACCGGGAGGGCAGGUGUACGGUGCCUUGCUUGAGGGACUACUCGGCCGCAUUUAAGGGAAAGGCUGGAGCUGUCAAGGAUGAGUGGGAAAGCUUCGACAGACCGCAGCUGGAGCGUAUAGGUGCAGGCACGACGGUUGAGUUGAGGGCGCAGAAGGCCGACGGCGACUCCGGCUCCUCCUCCGCUCUUGAGGCGCCUUCGGGCCGGACUCACCACCGCCGCAACAGGCACAAGAACGACGAUCUGCGAGCGUCUUCGGCUGCGCAGGGCAAGCAGGCCCCGCAGGACGGCUUCAGCCCCACCAGCGACGAGGAAGCCGAGCUCAGACAAGCGGGCGUCGUGGCCGACUACAUCCUCGAAGAGGACAAGUUCCCGCCCAACAACCGGACGCUCGAGAACUUCUUCCGUGGCGCGUGGACGUAUCACAUACAUAAUCAGUGGCUCAAACACCCCGAACCUUCCUCCUGGAUCAACGUCCUCGAGCAGGCCCAUGACGGCUUCCUAGCGGGUCGCCGCACGAACCCCUACGGUGAGAAGUGGGACGGUCCGCCGGUGGCGCCGUACAACUACUGGCCGGAGUUUGUAUGA